This is a messenger RNA of Cyphellophora attinorum, 1356 nucleotides long. Its product is annotated as Adenylosuccinate synthetase. The transcript has a single exon. The coding region runs from base 1 to 1356 and encodes 451 amino acids. The record is from RefSeq and is a predicted model, not a curated record. NCBI's taxonomy places the organism in Eukaryota, Fungi, Ascomycota, Eurotiomycetes, Chaetothyriales, Cyphellophoraceae. Gene Ontology annotation, cellular component: cytoplasm. Gene Ontology annotation, biological process: IMP metabolic process; 'de novo' AMP biosynthetic process. Gene Ontology annotation, molecular function: adenylosuccinate synthase activity; GTP binding.
AUGCCUGUCACACUUGUCCUAGGCGCUCAAUGGGGCGACGAGGGUAAAGGCAAGCUUGUUGAUAUCCUCGCGUCCAAAGCGAGUCUCGUUGCACGCGCGGCCGGCGGCAAUAAUGCUGGACAUACUAUUGUCGUCGACGGCACCACAUAUGACUUCCACAUUCUUCCAUCCGGACUGAUCAACAAGGAUUGUGAGUACAACCUCAUCGGCACCGGCUGCGUCGUACACGUCCCAUCCUUCUUCCGCGAACUAAAGGCCCUAGAGGACAAGGGCUUGAAAGAUGUCCGAAAGCGCAUCUACAUCUCAGACCGCGCACAUGUCUGCUUCGACCUCCACGCCGUUGUGGACGGCAUCUCGGAGGAUCGACACAAGUCGGGAGAUCGGCCAAAAGACAUGAUUGGCACAACACGCAAAGGCAUCGGUCCGUGCUACUCAGACAAGGUUGCUAGAAAGGGUGUGCCAUUCUGGAUGUUGGUCAACGAGUCACAAUCACCUCGAUGGGAGACUCGUCUACGCGAGCUCUACGAAGGCUACAAGUCGACAUAUGGCGAAGAGGCUCUGUCAGGCUACUCUGUGGACAAGGAAAUUGAGAAGCUUCGCGAGAAGCGUGCCGAGCUUCAGCAAUACGUGAUCGAGCAAGCACCUCUGUUGUCUUCAGCUGUCGGCGACAAAGGAGCCUCGUUGAAGGGCCAGGAAGUGUUGAUUGAAGGCGCCAAUGCUCUCUUGCUCGACAUCGACCACGGUACCUACCCAUACGUCACCUCUUCCAACACUGGCCUCGGUGGCGUAUUCACUGGUCUCGCUGGUCUAUCCGGCCAAGCACUCUACGCAAAGGAUAGUAAGAUUGUCGGCGUGGUCAAGGCCUACACCACACGUGUAGGUUCCGGUCCAUUCCCCACCGAGCUCGACGCUGCUAUCAAAGCAGAAGAUGCAGACUAUGGCGAGCGGAUGCAACGCAUAGGUCGCGAAUUCGGCGUCACUACGGGCCGGAAGCGGCGAUGUGGAUGGCUAGACCUGGUCCUGGUCAAGUAUUCAACGCUGAUUAACAACUACUCUCAUAUCAACCUCACGAAGCUCGAUAUCCUUGAUGACUUCGAAGAGGUGCGUGUUGCUACAGCCUAUCGGAUCAAUGGCGCGGAGAUCACCGAUUUCCCAGCUGACUUGGAUGGGCUGGAGAGCGCUGAGAUGGUCUACAAGACAUUUCCUGGAUGGCAGGCGAGAACUACGGGCGCCCGGAAGUGGGAUGAUCUGCCUCAGAACGCGAAAGAGUACGUUGAGUACAUCGAGCGAGAGGUGGGUAAGCCAGUCAAGUGGAUCGGAACAGGCCCGAGGAGAGAGGACAUGAUUGAGCGUUAA